Messenger RNA from Lagopus leucura (white-tailed ptarmigan), 768 nucleotides. It is a transcript of the gene XG, whose product is annotated as Xg glycoprotein (Xg blood group). Gene Ontology annotation, biological process: T cell extravasation; positive regulation of neutrophil extravasation; homotypic cell-cell adhesion. The transcript is spliced from 9 exons. The record is from RefSeq and is a predicted model, not a curated record. NCBI's taxonomy places the organism in Eukaryota, Metazoa, Chordata, Aves, Galliformes, Phasianidae. Bases 1 to 768 code for a protein of 255 amino acids.
AUGGGGAAAUUCAGAAGCAUCUUUCUUGUCUUCCUUGGCUAUCUUCUAGUCCAUGUAAGAGGUCAACGUGACUUCGAUUUAGCUGAUGCUCUCGAUCACCCAGAUGAUAUAAUUACCAGGAAGCCCACAGUGAUCAGAAGACCAACAAGACCUCUGAUGAACAAUGAUCUGCAUUUAGGAGACGCGCUUGGUGGGGGUGACAUCCCAAGACAACCAUUAUACCCACCUCUUCCACCACGACCAGGAAGCCACAGUAAUACUGGAGGAUUUAACGACUUUGAUCUCGUUGAUGGGAAGCCUUUACCACCACACAUUGCAGGAGAAGAAGGGCAUAAUUUCAAUCAUGGUGGAAGCACGGAUUCAGGAUUAAUAGCUGGAGUUACAUCUCCUAUAAUUUCUGCUUUUGUGAUAUUAGUUGUUGGAUCUAUUGCGGCCUACACAGCUUACAAGAACAACAAGCUUUGUUUCAAACCACGUGAAACCACUGAGAAGAGCCUGGCCUCUAGCUGUCCCCGGUCUCCCUUCAGCUUUCUGGCUCACGGCCAACCUGCUGUCCACUACGACAUCCACCGGCCCGGCCGAGGUGAGAGGAGGGCCAGGCUACGGACAACGACGAGAGAGCACCGCGUCACAUUGCAUCGCGCCGCGCCGUCAGGCGGCGCCAUAGCGCUACAGCCACGCGUGGGGGGCAGCGGGCGGCCCAGGUGGGCGGCAGGUGCGGGGCUCCGCGCUCCUCGGGGCCGAGAAGGGAGCGACUCCCCCGCGUGA